Molecule: messenger RNA, 3203 nt
Organism: Camponotus floridanus (Florida carpenter ant)
Lineage: Eukaryota; Metazoa; Arthropoda; Insecta; Hymenoptera; Formicidae
Product: 2-oxoglutarate dehydrogenase, mitochondrial
Exons: 15
Coding region: 54-3203 (1049 amino acids)
Biological process (GO): tricarboxylic acid cycle
Cellular component (GO): oxoglutarate dehydrogenase complex; mitochondrion
Molecular function (GO): thiamine pyrophosphate binding; oxoglutarate dehydrogenase (succinyl-transferring) activity
Source: RefSeq, a predicted model, not a curated record
UGCUUCCUCACAUCUCUGACACUUGUUCGUGCUGCAGUGACAAAUGGGGGGCAAUGUACGGGAAACUACAACCUUAUCAAAAUACACAAUCUGUUACGUAUUUAUACCGGCAAAUCGUACGUUAUCUGCAUUCAAAUUGGAAAGAUCUUAAAUACGAUAAUAAAUUUCCUAAAUUCAUUACUAAGCAAUUUCAUAAGAACUUAAUAUGCAAACGCGAAAAUGGCGAUAAGAAGGAGAACGUGCUUAACAUGAACAACAGUCAGUAUUUGGAUUACAUGUACAAAGCAUGGCUCAAGGAUCAGAAAUCUGUAAGCUCCUCAUGGGACUUAUAUUUCAAAUUGAUUCACACCGAAAACUCGGAUUCUUCUAAAUCCAAUUUAAUUCGUGUCAAUUCGUCUCCUAAAUUAAUGACAUCGAACUUGGAAAGAGGACAAUCGAACAAACCACCAGAAAAGCCCGUUCGAAGAAAAUCAGAUAAUCAGAUGCAGGGAGAUAAUCAAUAUAUAAUUGAUGCACUCGAUAUCAAUGCCACGAUUCGCGCGUAUCAAGCACGUGGCCACCUUAUAGCCGACACAGAUCCAUUGGGCAUACAGAAUCCAGAGUCGGCAAAGCUCCAGGGCACUGCAAAUUUGCCGCCGACAAUUGUGGUGCGACAGCAUCUCAAGGGAAUGACGGAAGCGGACAUGAACAGGGAGUUCCCUCUUGCUUCCCUAACUGUUAUUGGUGGUGACAAAAGAAGUUUACCAUUGCGAGAGAUACUGAUAAGACUCAAUAAAAUCUAUUGUGGUCAUUUGGGCCUGGAAUACACAUAUAUUCACGAUCUUAAUGUGUUAGAUUGGUUGAGGGAAAAGUUUGAAAUACCAGGCGCCUGGGAAUUGCCCGCAGACCACCGAAAAUGGAUCUGGAUGAAUAUCAUGAGAGCUGUGAAUUUUGAGAAUUUUCUAGCAAAAAAAUACGGAACGGAGAAGAGAUUCGGCUUAGAAGGUUGCGAAUCGUUUAUAUCGGCCAUGGCAGAGUGCAUAGAAACAUCAGCGUUAAAUGGAGUGGAAACUGUAGUCAUUGGAAUGGCACAUCGCGGUCGUCUUAAUACUUUGGUAAAUGUAUGCUCGAAACCGAUGAGUCAGCUGUUCACUCAAUUUAAUCCGAUUGCACUGGAGGGACUCGGUUCUGGUGAUGUCAAGUAUCAUCUUGGAACAUAUUCGGAAAAAUUGUUAGAGAGAACUAAGAAAAAAGUGCUUCUUGCUAUAAUGGCAAAUUCCUCGCAUUUGGAAGCGAUCGAUCCGGUCGUAGUCGGUCGUGUGCGCGCCGAGCAAGUCGAAAAAGGUGACUCUAAAGAGGGUAAAAGAUCCUUAGCUAUUCUGGUUCAUGGUGACGCCGCUUUUGCCGGUCAAGGUGUCGUUUACGAAACAAUGCACCUCACUAAUUUGCCAGAAUAUACGACGGGUGGCGUCAUGCAUAUCGUAAUUAACAAUCAAAUUGGCUUUACAACCGAUCCAAGAUAUUCACGAUCGAGUGUGCAUUGUACGGAUGUAGCUCACGUUGUUAAUGCUCCUAUUUUUCACAUACAUGCUGAUGAUCCCGAUUUAGUAACUUAUUGCAGCAAAAUAGCCGGCGAAUAUCGGGCCACUUUUCAUAAUGAUGUAGUAUUGGAUAUCGUUGGUUAUCGAAGACAAGGUCACAAUGAAAUGGACGAACCGAUGAUAACUCAACCACUCAUGUAUAAACGCAUAAAAGCUCACCCCAGCGUUCUUUCUAUAUACAGCAAUAAGCUUCUUAAGGAAGGUGUGAUAACGGAGGCUUUUAUAAAAGAAGAAACAGAGAAGUACAUAAGCCAUUGCGAGGAAGAGUUCAGAAAAGCGCAGACCAUCAGCUCGAUGCAGAUGAAUGAUUGGCACGAUGUACCAUGGACAGAAUUCUUCUCGAAUCAGAGUCCGAAACAAAUGGUACCGCCUACCGGUAUCGAUUUGACGACCAUCAAGACAAUAUGCAAUGCUAUAUCUACUCCACCAAAAGAUAUCGAAGCUCAUGUUCAAGUACUGAGAGCGAUGGACAGGCGAGCAAAAUUCAUGGCAUCUCGACAAUUUGACUGGGCAAUGGGGGAAUGUUUGGCUUUUCUUAGUUUAUUAAAAGAAGGUCAUCACGUUAGACUAUCCGGGCAAGAUGUCGAACGAGGCACCUUCGCUCAACGUAUACAUAUCAUUCACGAUCAGAGCAGAGAUAAGGUUUACAAAAAUAUUCUGCACGAUGUUUUUCCCAGGCAAGCUUUAUAUACCGUCACUAAUUCGUCGUUAUCGGAAUACGGAGUGUGCGGUUUCGAGUUGGGAUAUUCGGCAUACAAUCACAACACUCUUACAAUCUGGGAAGCACAAUUCGGCGAUUUUGCCAAUACUUGUCAAGUCAUACUAGAUUGCUUGUUAUGUUCUGGACAAGCCAAAUGGGGCAGACAGGUGGGAUUAGUGUUGUUGUUACCGCAUGGCAUGGAGGCCCAAGGGCCGGAACAUUCGUCUGCCAGAUUGGAAAGAUUCCUUCAGCUGUGCGACGACGAAUGUACUCAUGUGCCUAGAACAGAACCCGGUGCCUCCGCCGGUGAAACUGUCGAGCAGAUCAUGACUAGGCAGCUUUUUGAGAUAAAUUGGAUCGUCUGCAAUCCCUCGACACCCGCCAAUCUCUUUCACCUUCUGCGUCGGCAGAUACUGAUGCCGUUUCGAAAACCGUUGAUUCUUAUGACUCCUAAAUCAUUGUUACGUCACCCAAUGGCAAUAUCGAAUUUCGAGGAGGUGGGCCCAGGUACAACUUUCAGGCAUGUUCUACCGGAUCCUUUCGUGAAAUUCGGAAACGUAAAGAAAGUAUUGCUCUGUACCGGGAAGGUAUAUUAUGAUUUGAUCAUCGAACGACAAGAGAGGCAACUGGAGGAUAAAAUAGCUAUUAUUAGAAUCGAACAGCUUUGUCCCUUUCCAUAUCAUCUUCUCGCGACGGAAAUAGCGAGAUUUCCGGGAGCCAAAAUCAUGUGGCUGCAAGAGGAGCACAAAAAUCAAGGUGCUUAUUAUUACGUGAGAGAUAGAAUAGCCUUGACCUUGGGCAUCCCAUUGGAGGAUGUAAAGUAUGGAGGUCGUCUUGCUUCGGCCGCGCCGGCCACCGGCAGUAAAAUUAUUCAUAAAAGCGAGUACGACAGUAUGAUGGCAAUGGCAAUGAGUCUCGAUUAA